AUGAGAUACGUGACUUUCACAUGUAGUCGCGAAGGGCGAAGGAAUUAUGCUACAGGCGGUUCAUUGAAGCCGCAACCAACAAGUCAGACUGAUUGCAAAGCAAGAAUAUCUGCGUCCUUAGAUAAUCUUGAAGUUUGGAGAAUUAACAAAGUGUACCUUGAUCAUAAUCAUAAGACAAGUCUUUCAAAGUCUAGAUUGUACCGAUGCAAUCGAAUUUUGAGUGCGAGUGUGAAGCGAAAACUCCAAGUGAAUGAUAUGGCAGGAAUUCCCUUACACAAGAGCUACAACUCCACAGUUGUGGAAGCAGAGGGGUAUGAGAAUACGACUUUUGUGGAGAGAGAUUGUCGGAACUAUGUUGACCAAGAGAGACGAUUACGCCUUGGAGAAGGAGAUGCCAUUGCAUUACAGGCGUACUUUUCAAAGAUGCAGGCAAGGUGCUCAGGAUUUUUUUUUAGUAUGGAUUUAGAUGGUGAGUCACGACUAAAGAAUGUUUUCUGGGCAGAUAACAGAUGUAGGCAAGCUUACAAAGAAUUUGGUGAUGUGGUCACUUUCGAUACCACGUAUAUAACAAAUAAGUACGACAUGCCCUUCGCCCCCUUUGUUGGGGUGAAUCAUCACGGACAAAGUACACUACUCGGUUGUGGGUUGUUAUCGAAUGAAGAAACAGGGACUUUUGUGUGGUUAUUCAAGACGUGGCUUGAGUGCAUGCAUGGUGAAGCACCUAGAGGGAUCAUUACUGAUCAAGAUCGGGCAAUGCAAAAUGCCAUUGAAAUAGUUUUUUCGAAAACGAAGCACAGAUGGUGUCUUUGGCACAUUAUGAAGAAACUGCCAGAAAAGUUUGGCUACCACAGUCAAAAGAGCUCAAUUUUUGCCGCUAUACAUGGGUUGGUGUAUGACUCAGAUAUUGUUGACGAAUUCGAAGAAGGUUGGAGAUCGAUGCUUGAUACAUAUGACUUACAUGAUAAUGAUUGGUUAUCGAGAUUGUAUGAGAAUAGGAAUCGAUGGGUUCCAUGUUAUUUGAAGACUACAUUCUGGGCAGGGAUGUCAGCAACCCAAUGA
This is a messenger RNA of Olea europaea var. sylvestris, 1059 nucleotides long. Its product is annotated as protein FAR1-RELATED SEQUENCE 5-like. Bases 1 to 1059 code for a protein of 352 amino acids. The record is from RefSeq and is a predicted model, not a curated record. The transcript has a single exon. Lineage: Eukaryota; Viridiplantae; Streptophyta; Magnoliopsida; Lamiales; Oleaceae.